This is a messenger RNA of Dalotia coriaria, 11266 nucleotides long. Its product is annotated as WD repeat and FYVE domain-containing protein 3-like. Gene Ontology annotation, molecular function: metal ion binding; protein binding. Lineage: Eukaryota; Metazoa; Arthropoda; Insecta; Coleoptera; Staphylinidae. The record is from RefSeq and is a predicted model, not a curated record.
AUUACACAUCGAGCAAACGUUUCGUGAGAGUGUUAAAAGUGUAACUAGAACGCUCGCUCAAAAUCAAUCAAUGUUCUCCUACGCUGCGCACAGGCAACCAAAAUUGACAAUUCGCUGCUUUACACUGGUUUAUUUACGUUAUUUAUUUGUUUAUAAACAAACAUAAACAUGCAAAUUGAGUGAGAUUAAGAAUUCUAAAAGAUGAAUAUCAUGAGGAAACUGAGAGGCGGAAUGGCCAGCGCGGCGUCCGCCUCCACUGAAUCCACCGACGGCCCUCCAGACUCUCCCCACACCCAAUUAGGGCUGCAACAUUUGAAGAAACUCUUUUCAGAAUACACACACCCAUCGCAUCCGCUCAGCGAUGCCGAAAAAGACGAUAAACUCUACAACAUGUUACCCUUAUUCUGCAAGGUUUUUGGAUCUAGUCGAAGUUGUGAUAUGAAUGAGAAAUUCUGGGACAUUCUCGCGUUUUGCCAUCAAGUUUCGCUGCUCAUGGUGAACGAAAUCCGUAAACGUGCGUCGAAUCAAAGCACCGAGACCGCAAGUUGUGCGAUUACGAAAUUCCUCGAGAUUGAGAACUGUGAAGAAAGCAGUAAUGGCUGGAUGUUGUUAAGUACAUUAAAUUUAUUAGCAGCUGGAGAUUCGACGUUAGUACAAGUCAUGUCCGAAGUGUCUGUACCUAGCACGCUGGUCAAGUGUUUGUAUCUAUUUUUUGACUUGCCAGAGGUCAACGAAGAGGACGCCAAUAAAAAAGACACAAACAGUGAUUUUACGCCACGAGAACGACGUAUUCUUCUGCAGAAAAUAUUCGUACAGUUGUUAAUAAGAUUAUGCAGUCAUCGGAAACCAGCUGAGGAAUUAGCGAGAAAAGACGAUCUGACGUUGCUUUUCUUAGCGAUAACGUCGCAAUGCCCACAGCAUAACAUCAUGUGGCGUAAAAGUGCCGCCGAGGUGUUGAUGACACUCUCCAGGCACGGCUUAUCACCACCAGUCGUCAGCUACAUUCAUUCGAAACGGUGCGUCGGUGUGUGUAUGGACAAUAUGCAACGGAUGCCCGAUGUGGCACCGUUGGAAUUGGUCGAGAUGUUCGCGACAGUCUUUUGUUUCCUCAAGGAUUCAAGCGAUGUGAGUGCCACGCUGCUUGAUGACUUCCGGCAAGCGCAGAGUUAUCUCUUCCUUAGCGAUUUCCUGCUUAAACUUGAGAAUGAAAAGUCACCCGAUGCACAAGAAUCGAUUCGCAAUCUUGUGCUUAUGGUGACAUCGCUCUGUAUGUGUGGAUUUAUGGAACUGAAACCUUCACAAGCCUCGACGAGUAGUCUGUUUCAAAUGCAAGGAUUCUCACUUCCACAACCCUCGGGACGUGGGAUAAGCGUGCGGAAUAUUCAAGCAUUCCACGUUUUACAAAAUACUUUCCUCAAAUCAACGUCGCCGAUACUCUGCGGGACGAUUCUGGACGCCAUUAGCAGUGUGUAUCACUCAGACAACGCGAAUUAUUUCAUCCUCGAGAAUCAAAACACGCUCAGUCAAUUUAUAGAAAAAGUACAUCACAAACCACCCGAGAUUCAAUUGAAGUUAUUCGAAUUGAUUGAGUUUCUAGUGUUUGAAUUGAAUUUUGUACCGUGCAAGGAACUAAUAUCAAUGUCGAUCUUUCUGAAGACACACAGUACGAAUUAUGCGGAUUGUAGCAUUAAAUGUGUGCAGACGUUGAUCAAUGUGUUGAAGCACAAUGUGAUAUUCAAGGAUGUUUAUCGAGAAGUCGGUAUGUUGGAGGUGUUUGUCACUUGUUUGAAUCAAUACGCCAAUCUUUUGGAAGCCAGACGCAUUGCACAGGAGAAAAAUAAAGACUUUCACAUUCCGAAUGGUCAGGAAAAACUAGGUAGCAUGGUUAUUGAGACUUUAACGAUGCUUCUAGCCGGAAAUCAAGCAAAUGCGAAUGUUUUGCGUGAAUGUGGAGGUGCGAAAUGUGUCCAUGGACUUGUAAAUUACAUUGAAUGUCGACAAAGUGCUUUGGGAAUAAUAAAAGAAUUAGUAUUGACGAACGGAGGUGACGAUGACAUGUCGCAACUGUUAUCUACACUUCAUUCCGCUCCAAGGGAUCAGUUACAGGUGAAAAUCGAUAUCCUAAGAGCACUGCUUCUCUGUCUGCGUGAAUCACACCGGACGCGGACCGUUUUCCGCAAGGUGAAUGGUUUCAUCUACGUCACGAGUGUCCUCGUCGCUUUGGAGAACAAACUACAUGAAAACAAUCUGCCGAUUGAGAUACCAACACUUUUGAGUGUUGUGUUUUACACUAUCAGCACAGCGAUGAGGUUCGAACCGGCGAAUGCAAAGUUUUUCCAUCAUGAAAUCUGCAAUACGACGCUUUGUGAUACACUCAGACUACUCGGUUGUUUUACAAUUGAAAAAGUUGAACAACUCGAUGAAAUUCAUGAGGGAACUUCAUGCUCAGGUCCACCCGAGUUGAAACUACAGGAUGUUUUUCAUAACAUCUUCAUAGGAAAUGUUUUAAACCCACAGAUUCCUGAUGAUACUCCUGCUAAUUUGGGACAUGUUGCUGUUGUUUAUCGAUUGUUGUACGAUGUAGCUUUGGAUCUCUUCGAUAAACCUCACAUAAACGCUGGUCAAUUGACAAAAUCACCUUCGUUAUCACGUCAGCCAUCAACCGAACCGAAUAUCAACAACUGCGGCAAACGAUCAGCAGUAAACUCACUCAAUCUGAACCCACCUACACCGGACCCGAUAAUUGUACAUCCCGGAGUUGUAGUCGCCAUGUUACAACUUCUCCCGUGCAUAAAAAGCGUGGAUGUACAACAUACUCUAGCACUACAGUUUUAUGUCGCUGAGAUUAUCAAAUCUUUGGUGCGCAGUGAACGAAAUCAACAGAUAAUGUGCGAUAGUGGUUUUGUUUCGACCCUGUUGACCAUUGGAUCAGCUCCACUUCAGAAUGAAGACCACCCACUGCACAGCCCCCUGCAAUACAUGUUGGAACGUUUGGCUGCGCAGGCAUUAGAACCGAUUGAUUUAAGAAAGUUUUUGAGACUUGGUAGUCCUUUGAAUUGCAUUCCAUUGGAAUCGAGUGAUGCUGGAGGUGGUCCAGUGCCACUAACAAGAAUCAAAACGAUUGUAUCCAUGACAACCCCGAAGGAUUUCCGAGCGCAGAGUAUCUGUACACUUCCGCCAUUCGUGGAGUUUGAUAUGAGCGCCGAGGGUUUCGGAUGUUUGUAUUUACCCAGUAUUGCACCUCAAUCAUUGAAUACACCGAGUGUUGUUAGUAUUGAUAACACAGUCCUGGGAGGAAUCGGGGCUGGGGAUAGAAUAUUCCCACCACAGACUGGUUUAUCCUUUUCAAGCUGGAUCUGUGUGGAUAAAUUUUCAGAUCCCCGGACGGAUCCUCAUUGUGUUAGAUUGUUAACCUUAGUGAGGAAUUUAAAUAGUACCAGGGAUGAUCACCUGGUGUGUUUGUCAAUUGUUUUAUCAGCUAGGGAUAAAGCUAUUAUUGUCUCCACUCAGGAAACCCACAUUCCAAACCGUAAGUUAUCAGAAAAUAUCAAAACAAAUUUUUAAAUUUUAUUUUGUUUUUGUUUAGAAAUAGGUGAAUGGGAACCAGAAGGUACCGGAGAAUAUGGCGCCCGUGUCUGGUGUCCAGAUAUCCUCCAAGAAGGACAAUGGCACCACCUGGUUGUAGUUCUAAACCGCGCAGUAUUAAAAAACUCUUCAUUCAGUCUAUACCUGGAUGGCCAACACAUGCACACACAAAAACUACACUAUAUCUCACAGAAUCCAGGUGGGGGUAGUGCUAAUUUAACAGUAGCAUCUUCAAUUUACGGAUUCAUUGGUACACCACCCGCAUGGCGGCGAUAUUCAAAACUCUGCUGGAAACAGGGACCAUGUCAUCUGUUAGAAGAAGUAUUAACCCCUACGAUUGUCCAUCACAUAUACCAACUAGGACCACAUUAUAUGGGCUCUUUCCAAGCACCGAAUAUUAAUACACCCACACUUGAACCAAUGCAACUUGUCAAUGAAGAGAAGGUUAUCUUCGGAUUGAAUGCAAAAGCAGUUAAUCAACUCACACUGAGCAAAAUCCGGAAGGUUUACAGUCGUACAGACAAUAAAUCCAUAGCGAAACAACUUGGAAUGUCAAGUCAUGAGAAUGCUACCCCUAUAAGAAUCUUACACAACAGUGCUGGACAUCUAGCAGGACCUUCUAGGUCUCUUGGAGGAGUGGUUAUAGGAUAUUUAGGGGUUCGAGUGUUUUGUCCCAGGCCGGUAGCAAGUGUAGUGAAUACCGUGGGAGGUUGUGCAGUUCUCCUGGGACUGAUAGCUAUGGCCCAAGAUGUGGAGACUUUAUACGCUGCUGUCAAAGCUCUGGUUUGUGUUGUACGGAGUAACAAAGCAGCACAAGGAGAAAUGGACCGUAAACGUGGUUAUCAAACCCUUGCGAUGUUAUUAAGACGUAAAAGACCCUUAUUAAACUCACAUAUACUUCACCUAGCAUUUAGUCUAGUGGGGACUGUUGAUAGUGGUCGGGAAACAUCCGCCAUACCGAAUUUAACAGCGUUCCAAGACCUUCUCUGUGACUUAGAAGUAUGGAGUGAAGCUCCUGGUGAGUUGUUAAGAUCUCAUUUGGAGCACCUACUAGAAUUAGCUACUGAAUCAAGUGAAAAACGUAAUAAUACUUGGAUAAUGCGUGAUUUACAACUGGUGACCAAAUUGUUACACAUAAUGCCGGAUGUUAAACAUGCCGCAACACGUCAGGUGUUGUUUUCGUUGCUUUCUGUCCUCCUAACUGGACAACCCAGACAAAUGGAUUUGUUAUUCAUGGGACAAUUCAUUGCUUCGACCUUACCAUCAAGUAAUACCUCAGAGAAACACCUUCAGUUGAUUGAAGGUGACACAGAAAGAGAAGGACAAGGUGAACAUAUCCUACUCAGAAAUCGUUGUUUGUCCCUGGUUCAUGCAUUGUUGUUCACCAAUCGCAACGCAGUGACUUUAAUGUUGUGUGAUGAACUCAGUAAAUGUCUGGGUUUUGAUUGGGUGUUACUAUUCCUCCAAAGUCACCUUCAUAGUACUACUGUUAUCUUGGGAAUGAGAAUAUUGGUAGUGAUGUGUUCUACACCUACGUUUUUGAAUAGAUUCAGAGAUGGUACCUUUAACGGAGGAUGGUUGAGAUUUACCGAUCAAGUCACACAGAAUAAAAUGUCGCUUAUGUUGGGAGGACCUAUUAAUUCUCACAACACAGAUUCUAAGUCUGAUACUCUACAGAUACCAGGUUUUCAGCAUUUAGGAUGGCUUUUACCACAACAUCUAGAAGUUCCGGAGAUUUACUUCCUUCUAACUGGUUUAAUGAUGGGUCAACCCGCGAGAUUGUUACCGGGUGAUACAAAAUUCGAUCUGGAUUCAGUUUGGGCCUUUUUAUGGGGUACGUCUGUGAAUAAUCAACCUGUGAGCAGUGUUGCACCUAAAGUCAACGUUUGUAUGGAUGCUGUUGUUGUUUUACUUGGUAUGGCACGUGCAAUAGUCCACAUGGAGAAUAGCGCCCUACCAGAUUGGUUAAAAAACCACUCUAUCAAUAUAAUCCAAGUGUUGUUUCAACUAUAUCACAAUUUACCAGAAUUCAUGCCGAUUUUUAUGUCUGCUGAAGUCCUGGGAGCUCUGGCAAGUGUACUAUUCCCAUCUCAAGCUAGCUCACAAGAAAGUACCUACAGUAGUGGGGCAUCCACACCAGGCGAAGAAAACGAAACAGUAUUUGUACCACAAUCACCAACUGAAGAGUUUAACCUAACUAAUCACCCAGCAAGACAAUUUAUAGUUGAUUUUAUCCGGGUGAUUGUUGUGGAUUCACUCAGUUUGAAUGUAACAGGAAAAACAUCACCUGUGAUUGAUUUAGUGUUAGAUGCCUACCCGGAAAAUGCUACAGUUGCACAGCAGAGUGCUUAUCAAACUGAAAUAUUGGUUACACUCAUGGAUCAUUUACUAGCUGCGGAUAUGCUAGUUGGUGAUCAAGCUGCAAUACCAAUCGUACCAUUAGCGAAUGCGCAUGUGCAACACGUGGCUCCAAAUGUUUUCUAUCUAACAGCACGGAUAGUAGACAAAUUGUGGCAGACAUCUUUGAAUAAAGACCCACAUGAAGUUUAUGAUUUCAUUAUAAAACUCAUUGGUCAAGCAAAGAGACACUCUGGAAAUAUUAUGUUUGAAUGUCUUUAUCAUUGUCUGAAUAGGAGUAUCUUGUUUUUGUUAUCAAGACCAUCGGAUAACAUUGCUGAUCAAAUGUCUGUGUUGGAAGCGUUGCACAAAUUGACCACACAUAGAUUGAUUGUUUUUGGAGCCGGGAAUCAUGAACUUGAUUUUGUGGGUUGUUUAACCUACUGUUUACUGCAGUUAACCUCGGAUAUGAAAAUCAUGUUGGAUUCCAAUAUGAAAACCACGUGGCAUGUUAAUCCCGGAACAGAUCUGGAGACUCAGGAUGAUAAUUUGAAUGCUCAUCAAGGGAGGAAUUUAAUGGCGGGUGCUGCGUUGAGAGUUUGGGAGGAGUUGUAUGUUUGUAAGAAACCUGCGAUUGAAGAAGUGUUUAAGAUAACACUGGUAUCACCUGCACAGGGAUGUAAAGCACCUGAUUUGACCACUGCAAGAGAACAGGUCCUGGAAGCAGCUACGAAAUUAUGGUUGAAUUAUGUUGAUGCAGAACGGAAGGCAACAUAUAGAGUCCCAUGGGAGUUGCAUAACCAGAUUCAGAGCAAGAUUCAUAAAGUCACAGGAGGUCUCACCAGAUUAGCUAGUAGAACCAAAGUAAGAAAAGAUGAAGUUUCUAGAGUUAGGGUGCGUGUGACCAAGGAGCAAGCAAUGACCUGGGGAUUGAGCCAUGUGAAUCUGGUCAAGGAAUUAGUGGAAAUCCGAAGGGGUCAACAUAUUAACACUACCCAACAUACUCAACGUUAUGUACACCAGGAAUGGUUACAAACAGAAACAGAGUUAACCAGGGAACGGGGUCUAUGGGGAUCACCUUUACCUUGUACCUAUGAUAAAUGGAUGUUGGACAUGACAGAAGGACCUCAUCGUAUGCGCAAGAAAAUGAUGAAAAAUGAAUUGUUUUAUCUACACUACCCCUUCAGACCUGAACAUGAAAAGGACCCGAAAUACAAAGUUGCUACAAGUCAUCAUAGCAAACUUCAUUAUCACGCUCUACAACAACGGAAUGUGAGUUGUGGGUUAGCUGAACCAGAGCGGUCUGAUAGUAUCACUGAAGAAUCCUCACCAUUACCCCUACAAGCUCUACCACAUUUAGCACGGCUGAAGUCAGAUCCCGAUGAUCAACAGGAUGAACCAGAGAAUGAAGAAGAGCAACCUGUACCAGACAAUCAAACCCUGUUGAGAUUGUUGCAGGAGAAUGAAAAAGUGACCUAUAUGUUCAGGUGUGCCCGCAUUCAAGGGCUGGACACCACUGAAGGUUUACUACUAUUCGGUCAGGAGCAUUGUUAUGUCGUAGAUGGUUUCACAUUGUUGAAAAGUCGUGAAAUACGUGACAUUGAAAGUGUCCCCCAGAAUGGGUACGAACCUAUUUUACCAAACCCUGGAUCUCCCAGAAGGUCAAGAGCUAUGAGACAUUGCUCUAAAUUUGCUUAUGAUGAUAUCCGGGAGGUUCACAAACGUCGUUAUCUUCUACAACCCAUGGCCCUGGAAGUAUUCUCAGGAGAUGGUCGUAAUUACCUUCUUGCAUUCCCCAGAAAAGUCCGGAAUAAGGUCUAUCAAAGAUUCAUGGCCACAGCAACGGGGAUCUCUGAUAGUGCUCAACAAUCAGUUGCGGGUCAGAAGCGUACAGCUAAUGUUGAACAAACCACGGGGAUAUUAUCAAACUUAAUUGGAGAAACUAGUGUUACCCAAAGAUGGGUCCGAGGAGAGAUUUCUAAUUUUCAGUAUCUCAUGCAUCUCAACACCCUCGCAGGAAGGUCCUAUAAUGACCUAAUGCAAUAUCCUGUGUUUCCAUGGAUCUUGGCUGACUACGACGCUGAAGAAUUAGAUCUAUCUGAUCCCUCCACAUUCAGAGACUUUACCAAACCUAUGGGGGCACAAAGCCAUGACAGAUUAGAUCAAUUCCGCAAAAGGUUCAAAGAAUGGGAUGACCCGCAUGGGGAAACGCCUCCUUAUCACUACGGCACGCACUAUUCAAGCGCCAUGAUUGUCUGUUCGUAUCUUGUAAGAAUGGAACCAUUCACCCAACAUUUUCUACGUCUACAAGGCGGCCAUUUUGAUUUGGCUGAUCGAAUGUUCCACAGUGUGAAAGAAGCGUGGAAUUCCGCAAGUCGUCACAAUAUGGCGGACGUAAAAGAACUCAUCCCGGAAUUCUUCUAUUUGCCUGAAUUUUUAGUCAAUUCCAACCACUUUGACCUCGGAUCCAAACAAAGUGGUGUCUUUUUGGGUGACACUGUUUUACCACCAUGGGCAAAACAAGAUCCUAGAGAGUUUAUUCGGGUACACAGAAUGGCGCUGGAAUGUGACUUUGUUUCACAGAAUCUACAUCAUUGGAUUGAUUUGAUUUUUGGGUACAAACAGAAUGGACAACCUGCUGUGGACAGUGUCAAUGUCUUUCAUCAUUUGUUCUAUGAAGGAAACGUUGAUAUUUACAAUAUUGAUGAUCCGUUGAAGAAGAACGCAACAAUUGGUUUUAUCAAUAAUUUCGGCCAGAUACCGAAACAAUUGUUUAAAACCACAUCCGUGUAAAAGAUGGGUGGGAACAACAACCGGACGUCGGUUAUUGAUACAGGUGCUCUGGUUCAGGCAUUUGCUUUACCCCAACCGGAAAGAUUAUUCUUUCAUCAUUUAGACAACCUACGGCCAUCUUUACAACCUAUAAAAGAAGUAAAAAGUCCUGUGGGACAAAUCCUCCACGUGGAUAAAUGUGUCCUGGCAGUGGAACAAAACAAAAUCCUCAUGCCCCCGAAUUACAACAAAUACGUCGCUUGGGGUUUCGCUGAUCAUUCCCUCCGCAUAGGCAACUAUGAUAGCGACAAAGCAGUUUUUGUAAGCGAGACAGUCGUUCAAAAUUCGGGGGAGAUUGUUGCCUGUGUCUGCCCUUCAUCAAAACUGAUAGUCACAGCAGGGACCAGUUCGGUAAUCACCAUCUGGGAGUAUGAUGUGCAAAAACAACUCAAGAUAAGAUUCAGUCUGUAUGCCCAUACGGAUGCCGUGACCUGUCUAGCUGCUAGCCCAGCAUACAAUGUAAUAGUUUCCGGUUCGGAUGGUACCGCCAUUGUAUGGGACUUGAGUCGUGGGAUGUUUGUAAGACAACUCCGAGGUCAUGCAGGACCUGUGGCGGCUGUGGCAGUAAAUGACCUUACAGGGGAUAUUGCUACCUGUGCAGCUACUUGGUUACAUGUCUGGAGUAUCAACGGUGAUGAAUUAGCAAGUGUGAAUACUUGUGUGGGUCGAGCUGAUCGAAUGCAACAGAUUCUAUGUGUGGCAUUUUCCCAGACACACGAAUGGGACGCGUCGAAUGUAAUCAUGACAGGGUCAACUGAUGGUGUGACCCGGAUGUGGUCAAUUGACUAUGUGCAAGUCCCCAUGGAUGAGAAAGACCUUGCUUUGCAUCUCAAACGCGAGGAGAGUUUAACUCCCACUAAGAAACCUCUUGCUUUGCAUAGCAGACUUGUAAAACAGAUUAACAUAUCCAAUGAUUCCGGAUCAGGGACAGGGUCGUCUAUAUCACUGAUGAAAAGCGGGUCAGAGAGUAGUUUAUCUGAGGAUAGUGCUGCUAAGAUACUAAAAGAGGGUAGUCCCAAAGAAUGGAGGUCUGAACAAGAAGACGAGAAGGAAACUUGUAGUGAUUCUGAAGAAGUGAAGGUACCCACUGCUCCUGUACGAAGGAGGAGGUCAAGGGUUCAUGGAGGGUUUAGAAAAAGUGAAGGUGGGGCCAGUGCGGACAAUAAUAGCCUGGAGGUUGAUGAUUCCAUCAAUAUGAGGACCAGUAAAUCGGAUACAAGUCUCACAGAUUCUUUUGUGAUGGUACCCGAUGCAAAGAAGAAGAUAAAUCCUUUAAAUUCACUAAGACCAGGGUUUAAAUGGCAGAGACAAUUAGUCUUCAGGAGUAAAUUAACCAUGCACACAGCUUAUGACAGGAAGGAUAAUGCUGAGCCAGCAUCCAUUACAGCCCUAGCUGUCUCAAAGGAGCAUCGUACAGUUUACGUUGGCGACGCCCGCGGACGAGUGUUUUCAUGGAGCGUGUGUGAUAUCCCCGGCCGAGCAGCCGAUCAUUGGCUAAAGGACGAAGGAGCCGAUUACUGCGCCAAUUGCAACGUCAAAUUCACAAUCUACGAGCGUAAACAUCACUGUCGCAAUUGUGGGCAGGUGUUUUGCAGUAAAUGCUCGCGCUUCGAGAGCGAAAUCUCUCGUCUGCGCAUACUCAAGCCAGUUAGGGUGUGUCAGAGUUGUUAUGCGCAGCUGCGACAUAACGAGAAGUAAACCGGUACAAAAUGGCGGCUAAUGAGUGGACAUUUUAGAUUUGAGUGUGUAAUACGUGUCUAUAUCGGUGCCAUUUAAAAAGCAAAAAAACGCAUUUAACCAAAACACCUCCACCCAGAUUCACUGUACAGUAGAAAUUGUGUAAAUACCUAACCUAUAUACCUGAGAUGAACAAGUUUAAACGGAAAUGAAGAGACAUAUUAGAACAAAUAGAGUAAUAUACUAAAAAAAAAAGUUUAAGAAUAUUUAUCUAAUGAUAAAAAGAAAUUACCUACAAAGAGAUUUUAUUAUUUUGCUAUUAAUUUGUGAUUAAUUAUUGUAAAAACUAUUUGUUUUGCGUCACAUGUGAUUAAAACCUGCUUUAUUGCUAUUAAUGUUAAGCAAAACAUGAAAAACUACAAAAAAAUCGUGUAUACUGAAUAUUAGUUUCUAUGUUUUAGCGAAAAAUGUAAGCAAUGUUGCACUAAAAACAUAACCUACAAAACUAAAUCAUGUCUAUUGUGUUGCAUAACGUUUAGAGGUUAUGUUACCGUAGUAUUCGUGCACCUCGUAGUAAAAAACACAACCGAAAGUCGUAAAAAAAUAAAGAUUGAAACGUAGUUGACAAUAUAACCGGCAAACCGGAAAUAAACGGGCACUUUUGUGCAAUAUUCGAUACCGCAAAAUAUUUUUCAAUGUAUGUGAUAACAAACAAACCAAGAAAAACAAAAUAAUACGUGUAUAUAAACAUCAUAUUAAUGAAUUUAUUUAUAUUAGAUUAAGAAAUGAGUAAAUAAAUAAAUAUUAGACCACCAUUAUUAUUCCGAGCAGAAAA